AUGCCGUACGGCCGUCGUCGAAACAAUACAAACACAGACGAAGGUGGAGUCAAGGGCCCGUCUAGUGCGUUAACGUCUUUCCUUAGAGAACAGGGAAUCAGCGCAGAACAAAUUAGACUUCGAUAUGAACAAUCCAAGAGACAAAAGGAGCCGGGUGGCACUACUGAAGUUGAAAGUGGCGUGGAGAUUCCUGUCGAAGAGGUUACAAAUAGGGAUUUGGAGAUCAAGAUCAAUACAGGAUUGGAUUCCGAUGAGGAGGAAGUCGAUUAUGAAAAGCCUCUGAGUAAAAGACAGAGGUUGGAGCAAACGGUCAACGUCAGCUCUGGAACCGAUUUGUACUGUAUGGAAUGUGACCAAGACUUUACGAUAUCGGUCUACUCGAAAAAAAUGGAGAGAGACGGUAAGAUUGGAUACUUAUGUCCAUCUUGCUCGAAAAUCCAGAUAAGAAGGGAACGGUUGGCCAAAAGGCAUGAAAUUGAAGCUAGAAGACGUCGUAAGAAAAUAGCGGCUGCACUACUAGACAAAAAACAGUUCAAACUACCUAGCUUGCAGGAUUUUUGUAUUAAUGUGAUAACUGAGAACAUCAACAGUGUAGAAGCAUUAGGAGAAAUAGGUACUCAUAAUAAAAUGAAAAUAUGCCGUAUUUUGGCAAAGAAUAGGUCUCUUAACAAUAAAACAAUCACAUUGUUUCUUGAUGGAAAUACAAAGAAAUUGGAAUUUUGGGACUGUUCCAAGAUCGACAAAAAUUCACUUGAUAAAAUUGCCGUUUAUUGUCCUAAUUUAGAAUCACUGACAUUGAACAUGUGUGGACAGUUGCAUAAUGAUAACUUGCAAUAUUUUGGCUCCAAGUUGAAUAACCUGAAAUCCUUCCAUCUUAAUGGGCCUUUUUUAAUCAAUGAUAAUGCUUGGCAGAGCUUCUUUGAAAGUAAAGUAGGAAAAAAUUUGAAACAAUUUACCCUGAUCAACACACACAGGUUCUCGAACGACUCCCUGGUUUGUCUUUUAGAGAAUUGUGGAAAUAAUUUAGAAUCCUUGACUUUAUCAAGAUUGGAUUCAUUAGACUCCAAACCUGUUUUUGACUUACUGCCACAUUUUCUUUCUAGUUUGAAACAUUUGGAAAUCUCUUACCCCCAUUCUAAAAAUCUCAUUGAUGACGACCUAAUAAUCAAUUUGUUGGCUGUGAAUUGUGAUAGUCUGGAAUCUCUGAACCUCGACAGAUGCUCUGACCUCACUGACCGAUUUCUUACCGAAGGCUUAAAGCCAUUCGGCUCUCAUAUUAGGAAACUCUCUCUCACAGAUCUUGAUCAAAUUGACGACGCCGGGGUAGGUGUGUUGUUUGAUGACUGGAAAAUAAACGGCGGCUUAACGGACAUAAAUCUCGAGAGAUGUACUCUUUUGACUGAUGAUUCUAUUUACAAGAUGCUAAGUCAUUCAAGCGAAACCCUUGUACGAUUGAAACUGAAUAGUGUCAAAUUAAUAUCAAAAUCACUAUUCUCAAAAUUAUCAAGAAACACCACUUUCCCCUUGCUAACAUUUCUUGACCUGGGAUUUGUUCGCAGUGUGGAUGAUUCGGUAUUGGCUAUACUAUCAAGAAUCUGCCCUAAACUUGAAAUACUGGAAGUAUAUGGCAACAACAGAUGCACAGAACGGGCUUUGAUACGGGAAAACUUAACAGUCAUUGGAAGACAAACUGAUAGUAUAUAA
Messenger RNA from Pichia kudriavzevii, 1704 nucleotides. RefSeq lists its product as uncharacterized. Lineage: Eukaryota; Fungi; Ascomycota; Pichiomycetes; Pichiales; Pichiaceae. The transcript has a single exon. Gene Ontology annotation, cellular component: SCF ubiquitin ligase complex. The record is from RefSeq and is a predicted model, not a curated record. The coding region runs from base 1 to 1704 and encodes 567 amino acids. Gene Ontology annotation, biological process: SCF-dependent proteasomal ubiquitin-dependent protein catabolic process.